Messenger RNA from Anisakis simplex (herring worm), 567 nucleotides. The record is from the annotation of a GenBank genome assembly. NCBI's taxonomy places the organism in Eukaryota, Metazoa, Nematoda, Chromadorea, Rhabditida, Anisakidae.
AACGUUCUGCAACAGCAACAGCAGCACUUACUACAAUUACAACACAAUCAGCGGAUUCUCGAGUUAUUCCAGCAACAGCAACUCGGUAACAAUGUUCCGAUACAUCAGUCUACUGCAGGUGCGUCGCCAACAGAUUCAAAACAGAAUUUUAUGCUGGCAAACGGGGGCAAUAAUUUGAUACAGUUGACUGGUGCAAGUGGUGGAGCACAGACGAACUUGGAAGCAUUACAACAGGCUUAUUUGCAGCAGUAUGCUGCUUCUUUUCCGCAAUUGACCAACGGAGCGAUGAACGGACAAGUGCCAUCGCAGUUACUAUUGAACGCGAAUGCGGUCACGCCGUCGAUCACAACUCCAUCGUCAUCGAUCUCGCUGAAUAAUAAUUCGAUAAAACCACUGACGGCUAGCAAUCAGUCGAAAGGACCCGACGGAUGCAAUCUGUUCAUCUAUCACCUACCACAAGACUUCACUGACUCUGAUCUGAUAACGACAUUCUCACCGUUCGGAAACAUUCUCUCAGCGAAGGUCUUUAUUGACAAGCAAACCAAUCUGAGUAAAUGUUUUGGUUAG